This is a messenger RNA of Trypanosoma brucei brucei TREU927, 405 nucleotides long. RefSeq lists its product as hypothetical. The coding region runs from base 1 to 405 and encodes 134 amino acids. The transcript has a single exon. The record is from RefSeq and is a predicted model, not a curated record. NCBI's taxonomy places the organism in Eukaryota, Euglenozoa, Kinetoplastea, Trypanosomatida, Trypanosomatidae.
AUGUUGUGCCGGUCAUCACUGUGGUUGUGUGGUCCCAAGAUGACGCACACCAACGCGCAACAACAGGUGCUGGAAAUUAACUCCGCUUAUUCACUUCUCCGCAUGUGCUAUCGCUCCAUCGAUAUCAAAGUUAAGUCCCGUCACGCCCGCCAGUUCCUGCAGAGGCGGCUGAUGGAGCAGUGGCAUGUGCAUUGCCGCGAGACGGAUCCGGAGAAGCAGCGGUUUCUGAUGGAUCAUGCGGGAGCUUUCCUUCAGGCGCUUCAUUCCCCCCGCAACCCGAAGCCAGGUGAGCCGAUUGUGUUUCAGUUGUCGAGACGACAAGCAUACGAAGAGGCGCUCAAGGAGAAGGCUGAGCGUGCCACGAAGACGGUGCAUAAAUUACCCGUGGGCGCGAAACUUAGUUGA